Messenger RNA from Sorghum bicolor (sorghum), 2529 nucleotides. RefSeq names its product calmodulin-binding receptor-like cytoplasmic kinase 1. Gene Ontology annotation, molecular function: ATP binding; protein kinase activity. The transcript has 5 exons. The coding region runs from base 1 to 1932 and encodes 643 amino acids. The record is from RefSeq and is a predicted model, not a curated record. Gene Ontology annotation, biological process: protein phosphorylation. NCBI's taxonomy places the organism in Eukaryota, Viridiplantae, Streptophyta, Magnoliopsida, Poales, Poaceae.
AUGAAUGCCAAGGCCGUGGAAGGUAAAAUUCAGUUUGAAAAGGGCACUGAAAAUGAAGUGAACAAAGUGGAGAUUCCUAAAGUGUGGGUGCAGUUUAGAGGAUUGCCCAGUGAGUUUAAGGAAUUUUCCAUUAUUUGGGCAAUUGGAACCAUCCUGGGUGUUCCCCGCGCUGUGGACACUAUCUUCACUAAGAAUACGGGAAGACCUAGAAUGAAAGUUGCUGUGCUGGACCCAAAACUUAUCCCUGAUUUUGUGGACGUGGUUAUUGGGGAUUUUAUUUAUGAGCUACAGUUUGCAAUUGAGGAAUCUCUCACUGGUGAACCACAUCUAGUUGAUAUGGAUUCUAUCAAUGAGGAUGAUCCUAAAUCUGAAGACCCAAACAAAGGAGAAAAGCCUAAUGGUGGCACCUCUACUGAAAAUAUGGACGUGGAUGGUAAAUCCCUAGAAUCCCAUGUGCCUGGGAAUGGAAGCGGUGCGGUUCCACCUUCAGCAACCCAGCAUGGCGCUCCUCAGGGAGUGUCUCAGCUGCAGGGAAGCGGGGACCCUUCUGCUAAUUCUUUGAAAAAACCUAAGCCGGUGCUGACACAAAUCGGAGGGUGCUCAAUAGAUGAUGGGACUUGGACAACUACAUUGUUGCCUCCACAGAAUGACUCUGGGACAAUCAUAAAAGAAUUCAGCAGUGAGACGUCUUCUCCAGAGAGAUCCAGCAAGAGGAACGCUGCUACUGUGGACAUGGAUUCCACAGAGAAGGCGGCAAAGCUGAAGGCAAAGAAAAAUUUGGAUUCAUCAAUAGGAAAAGGUAUUCCUAUGCAUUUUAGGAAGCUCUUUAACAGAGACUGGAAGGCCAUUGAGAAACGGAUUGAGAAAAGGUUAAGUGGCUGGAAAGGAAAGAUGUUAACAUCUGGUGGCCGGUACUUUUCAGAGGGACCCACUGGCUACGUCAAUGGAAGCAAUAAACCACAAAAGAAAGCAACCGCAGAUAUAAGAGAUGUGCUUUCAGUGUGGAAUUUUGAUGGGAAGCUAGCAUUUGAGGAUAUCAUUAGAGCAACAGAAAAUUUCAGUGAGAGGUAUGUUGUUGGGUCAGGCGGGUGUGGCACUGUCUACAAAGUUCAGCUACAAGGGGGGAGAUUGGUUGCAGUUAAAAAGCUUCAUGAAACUGGAGAAGAUGUUACUGAGGAAGAGAGAUUCAUGAGUGAAAUUGAUGUGUUAACCAGGAUCAGGCAUCGAAGCAUUGUCAAGUUAUAUGGAUUUUGCUCCCAUCCGAGGUACAGAUUUUUUGUGUAUGAUUAUAUUGAUAGAGGGAGCCUUCAUGCAUCCCUGGAAAAUGUGGAGAUCGCAAAGGAGCUGAACUGGGAGAGACGAGUGGCUAUUGCAAGAGACGUGGCUCAAGCUCUGUAUUACUUACACCACGAAUGCACCCCGCCAAUAAUUCACCGAGACAUAACAAGUAACAAUAUAUUGCUUGACACAGAUUUUAAGGCUUAUGUUUCAGACUUUGGCAUAGCAAGAAUCAUAAGGCCAGAUUCAUCAAACUGGAGUGAACUAGCAGGAACAUAUGGUUAUAUAGCCCCAGAGCUUUCACACACACCAGCGGUGACAACGAAAUGCGAUGUCUAUAGCUUUGGUGUGCUUCUGCUAGAGAUAGUGAUGGGGAGAUACCCUAGCGAGCUGCAGUCCCAUACUUCCAUAGAAGGACAGCAUCACAAGCUUGCAAUGGAGACUUUGGACAAGCAUCCAUCAUCACCAACAUUGGUGGAGAGAGAAGAAAUUUCUCUGCUUGUCCAAGUAGCACUUGCAUGCCUGCAACCUUCCCCUAAGUCCAGACCAGAAAUGCAGGAGGUUUAUCAGAAACUGACUCACGACCACCCUUAUUGUUCUUUUGCCACAUCUUGCGACCUUACAUUAGAAAAACUAAAGGAUGGAGAAGUGUAAAGAAGUGUUACACAUAUGAGAAAUAGGAAGGAUUUUUCCUUUAUUUCACAAUGAAAUAGAGAUGGAUGGAAACAAAGAAAUGGCGAUAUGGUUAUGAUAGGCCUCUUAAUUAGGACAGAAUAAUAAAUUAGUUAUUGCACCUCACAAGUUUUUAUCACCAUGUUUCCAAUAUUAUAGAUGUAGCCCCAUCCUAAUGUACCCAAUAUUUCAAAUCAAAAAAUCCAUGUAAUAGUUUCUUAUUUGCACAGGUUGAGAGAACCUAAAAUAGAAGUAUGUUUGAGAUAAGAGAAAUCCAUGCAAUAGUAAUAAUAACAUAAACAGUUUGUUGUUACAUAUUGAUAUUUUGCACAAAUACAAGAUGCUUGUUUCACAAUGCAUGGGCAAUGAACUAAGACUAUAGUUAUCAGACGUCUCGUCCUCUUGAUCAUCACAACAUGUACGUGUAGUUUCGUCUCAUUCACACCUCCCAUCGAUAUGCAGCAACCACAUCAAUACACCAUCACAGACGACAGCAUUGACAUACAAAUUUCUCGCUUUGCUUAUCACAUUUUUGUACUAGCUGGUUUCCUCCAAUUUCUCACUACAAUAUUAUGGUUU